Coregonus sp. 'balchen' is the source of this 7528-nucleotide messenger RNA. Lineage: Eukaryota; Metazoa; Chordata; Actinopteri; Salmoniformes; Salmonidae. The record is from the annotation of a GenBank genome assembly.
AUGCAGCUCUUCCUCAAUCCCAGAGAUGCUGGUCUCAGAGCAGGAUUGUCUGGUGAGAUGACCAACGCAAUGGCAAGUAAGUGAGAAAUCCAGUGCUUUCUAUGAUAUGACAAUUGUUUGUGUUUUCUAAUUUUCCAAUUGGAAAAAUAUAAUGAUACAAGAGCUGUUUAAGGAACAAGAAGAACGGCAGCCAUAAUAAACAUCUUAUUUUUCUCUUUCAGGUAAACAAAAUUACGUUUCCGAUAUUUAAAUAGGAAGUUCUCACCGUCUGAUUAAUGUAAAACAUAUUGUCAACAGUGGUUGGUGAAUUGGAGGAUGCUAACAAUUUUCUGGUUUCUUUAGUACGUCCUGUUAAAUGUUUUGAAAAUGCAAUGACAACAAAAUGCAUAGCUACAAGUAUUACCCUAUUUGAGUCAAUGUAUUAACCCUAACACAAUCCAUUCAACCUUAGCAGAUUAUUUUUUUUCCCAUGUCCAUUUGUUUUUGUUUGUUAAAUGUAUAUUUAUUUAUUUGUUGUGUGAAUCAAUGGUUUUUGCUAAGUGGGAUGCUUUGGAUGACCCAACUCUGACAUCCCCCCAUUGAAAUGUAAAAUGGUUAAGGUAAGGGUUAAGGUUAGGGUUUGGUAAGGGUUUGGAUAAGGGUAAGUGUAAUGGUCAGGGUUAGGGGUCAGGGUAUAUGGUAGGGUCGUCCCAAGGAUCCCUCUUAGCAUCUACUGUGGCUCUGUGAUUACCUGUGGCAACUUUGGACAACCAUGCCCUUGUCCGGAUCAACCUCACUGUAAACCUCCCAUGUAAAUGUGCUCAAUGCUCAACACACUGUUGUUUGAUAUUUGGUUUGGUUUCUAAUAGUGAAUCUUGACUUAAUUGAAAAUCAGUAGUGUAGCCUCGCGGUUAAGAGCGUUGGGCCAGUAAUUGAAAGGUCGCUGGUUCAAAUCCCCAAGUCGGCAAGACAGUUAACCAAAAACUGUUCCUGGGGCACCAGAGAUGUCGAUUAAGGCAGCCCCAUGCACCUCUCCGAUUCAGCGAGGUUGGGUUAAAUGCGGAAGACACAUUGCCUGCCAUGCCCCCCCCCCCCCCCCUUUCACUGUCAGCUGAUUCCAUACAAUUCUUUGCUUUAGAGUUUGCAGUGUUGUCUAUUGGUGAAAUGUCUUUACCUGAACAGUGAAAAACUAUCAAACUAACUCUUAUAUCAUCCUCAGCCUUUAAAGGCCUUUGUUUCCUUCUAUUAUGAUGUUCCUUCUGUAUCUCUUUGAUUUCAAAAAGGUCCUACUAUAUGUGUGUAUGGUGUGCGUGUGUGUGUGUGUGUGUGUAUGGUGUGUGUGUGUGUGUGUGUGUGUGUAUGGUGUGUGUGUGUGUGUGUAUGGUGUGUGUGUGUGUGGUGUGUGUGUGUGUGUGGUGUGUGGUGUGUGUGUGUGGUGUGUGUGUGUGUGUGUAUGGUGUGUGUGUGUGUGUGUGUGUAUUGGUAUGUGUGUGUGGUGUGUGUGUGUGGUGUCUGGUGGUGUGGUGUGUGUGUGUGUGUGUCCUGGUGGUGUGUGUGUGUGGUGCUGCGUGUGUGUGUGUUGGCUGUGUGGUGUAUGGUGUGUGUGGUCUGGGUGUGUGUGGUGUGUGUGGUUGUCUGGUGUGUGUGAUGCCUGGGGUGUGUGUGUCGGCUUGUUUGGGUGUGUGUGUGGUGUGUGUGUGGUAUGGGGUGUGUGUGUGUGUGUGUGUGUGUGCCCCAUCCUGCCUCCCGCCGUAAUACCCUGUUCAUCCUAGCGGUCCCCCCGCCUCUCCUCCUCACACCAAUGGUCUUCUUGUGGAUUACGCCCCUGUGUGCGACUAUAUACUUACUAUGUAUUUAUAUACCAGUAUGUGUUUUAGACAGUGCUUCGUGGAUGCAUGCUUUUAGAUGAAAUCGAAUUAUUCUCAUGAUGUUUUUCAGAUGUUUCUCAACCACUGGAGUUCAAUGUGAGCCUGUUUGCAGAUUUCCUGAUACAUGGAGGGGAGCUGGGUCUCAAGGAGAUCUACACAGAGCUGGCCAUCUUUCUUCUAGUGGUAUACAUCAUGGUCCUCAUUGGCAACACCAUGAUCAUCACUCUGGUCUUGCUGGACUCCAAACUUCACACACCAAUGUAUAUUUUGCUCUGUAACCUGUCUUUCAUAGAUAUAGUGAUUACCACCAGCGUUCUACCUAAAAUAAUAUCAGUGUGUUUGUGGAAUGAUGUGUCCAUUUCAUUUGCAGGUUGCUUCUUGCAGAUGUAUACUUAUUUGACAUUCCAAAUUGCAGAGGGAUUUCUCCUGUGUGUCAUGGCCUACGACCGCUAUGUUGCUAUCUGCAAUCCUUUACGCUACAACAGCAUCAUAACAAUCAAAAAGUGUGUGUUACUGGCCUCAACAGCAUGGGCUUUGGGGAUGAUUUUUCCAGCAUUGAAUGUCAUUCUUGCAUCAAAACUACCUUUCUGCAGGAAUGAGAUAAUGUUUUGGUUUUGUGAUUAUCCUCCGAUUGUUACAUUGUCUUGUUUGGACACAACUUUAUUGAUAGAUCUAGCCCUCGCAUGUGCUUUAUUUGUGAUGUAUGUUCCAUUCACUGUCAUAUGUUGGUCAUAUUGUAGAAUCAUCAAAUCCAUUUGCAAAAUUGCCACAUCUGAAGGGCGGAAAAAAGCUUUCUCUACCUGCUCCUCACAUCUCAUUGUUGUCCUUACCUUCUACAUUGCUCAUUCAUGCGUCUACAUCAGUGCUAAAUCAAAUAAUAUUCAUCCCAAUGUUCUCAUCUUAAUAUCUAUUGUCAACUGUAUUUUAACUCCUCUUGUGAACCCACUUGUUUACAGUUUCAGAAACAAACAGAUAAAGGAUUCUGUACUGAAACUCCUGUUUUCCAAUAAAGUUAUUCCAUAACGCACCAUGUUUGGAUUUUAUUAUUUAAAGGUCAAAUGCAGCCGUUUUUUAUUUGGAUUUAUUUAUCAAAUCAUUUCUGGGUAACAAUUAAGUACCUUACUGUGAUUGUUUUCAAUGAAAAUGGUCAAAAAGAAACAAUAGCUUCUUAGCAUAGAGCAAUUUCUCAAUCAAGAAUUUUGCUAGGACUGUCUGGGAGUGGUCUUAGUGGGGAGGGGAAAAUUGAAAACUAUCUGUUAUUGGCAGAAAGGUUUGGAACUCUCUUUCUUAUUGGUCUAUUAACUAAUAUACCGCCUGGCAGGCCAAAACUCCAUAUCACCAGAAACAAUUCUUACACUAAAAGGGCAUUACCAAUUUCGCAAUUUCAAAGUAUUAUUCCAACCUCAUAGUGUGUAAAUAUAUAUAGAACUCAGGUAAAUCACAUUUUUGACUGCACUGAGCCUUUAACAAUGAAUUAGCAUGUUUGAUAUAUCCUUAUAAUCAAAUAUGAUUAUGUUACUUUGAAAUGGUAAAAGGUUACACGGCAAGGAAAAACCAUUGUCUAUACAUUCCGGGUUGAUAUUGUCUGGAGCUUUCAGAUUUUAAAACUAUCACACACAUUCAAGCACCAUUGUAUAAGGACAUGUACAACUCCCUGCUGGCAACAAAAGAUUGUUUGUUGCAUAUCAGCAUUCGCAGUUAACAUCUAGCUAGCCGAUGGAGUUCAUGAAGAGUUUGUUGAGCAUCUAUCCAUGCAUAUAAACAUUUUAGAGGAUCGAAAUUAAGUGUUGGACAUAAUGAAUCAGAAACUAUGUGCCCCAGUCAUAAGCAUACAUAAUGAUGCAACAAGGGAAGGGAAGCACAGAAGAGAGUAGUAGUUAUUAUUAUCCAUUUUAGCUCUGCUCUCGUUUGCCAUGAAUGCCAUGCACGUAUUACCGAUCAACGCAUGCGUGGGAGUCAUUAGGCCUACUGUUGUGUGAAGCGCUGAUUGGCUGGAAUAAUCCCAGGAAACCAACUAUGUUCUGAACUAUGAGAGAGUUUGCAGUUAGAGGAGGUGUGUGGAAGCCCCCGGGAAGUGCAGGGAGCGCUAUAAAAUAGACAGGACAACAGAAACACAACCACUUGGUUUCUAGAUCAAGUCCACAUGAUGACCUGUACAUUGAGAUAAACUAGUCAUAUUGUCAAGCCACUAUCAGGAGUUUGAUCUUUUCCAUUUUCUUCUGUGAAUUAAGUCUUGUUAAGUGAAUUAUUUUUGCAAAAUGUAUUAAGUAGCAUUGUUUUGUGCACACUAUACAGACGGUAAGUGUUACUGUAUAGUGGGGAGGCAAAUCAUUGGUGUUAUUGUGCUAAUUCAAUACCAGAUUCAUCAAUUCAUCAUUUGCAUCAAUGGCUAUUCAAAAUGGUUUAUAUUACAUGUAGUGUAUACUAUAGAGAUGAAUGAUUCAUGUUUCUAUGUCUUUUUGUGUGUGUCUUUUCACAGAAAUAGUCCAAAUAAUAUCAAAAUCUGUCGACAACAUAAAUGCCCUGAAUACAGCUUUCACAAUGUAGAAAGUAAGUGUCUCAUACCAAAUAAGAUCGUCAACUAUUUCUGUCAUUCUUAAGCAAAUGCUGAUAUUGUGCACCUUUGUAAAAUUAUCUUCCUUGACCGCCAGUUGACUCUUGCAUUCAAGCCAAUGUGACUGUUGUGACUGACUUCCUCUUCGGUGGGGGUGAGAGAGGGUUCUACCUAGAGCUGGUCUUCCUAUUGGUGUUCUACCUGAUGAUCCUGAUUGGAAAGCUCAUCAUACUUACCCUGGUGGCGACAGACCCCAAGCUGCAGUCUGCCAUGUACAUUUUCCUCAGCAACCUGGCCCUCAUAGACAUCAACCAGUGUUCUCUCUAAGAUGAUAGCAGUGUGUUUGUGGAAUGACAUAACCAUCUCUCAGCAUGUUUUAUCCAGUUGUAUGUGUUUUUGUCAUUUGAAACCGUCGAGAGCGAGCUGCUGUGUGUCAUGGACUAUAACCGCUAUGUCACCAUCUGUAAUCCCUUACGCCACAGCUGCAUUAUCACUAAGAGAAUGCGGCCUAUUGGCUAUAGCAGCAUGGGCAUCGGGACUCUAUUUACCUGCUUUCUGUGUCCUUUUCGCAUCACAAAUGCCCUUCUGUAGCAACAAAAUACAUUUUUUGGUUCUGUGACUUUCCUCCCGUUCACUGUCAUUAUUUGGUCCUACUUCAGAAUAAUUUUAACCGUCUGCAAGAUUGCGUCUUCAGAGGGCCGUAUAAAAGCCUUCUCCACCUGCUCCGCACAUCUUACUGUAGUCCUCACCUUCCACCUCACUCACUCCUGCAUCUACAUCAGUGCCAAAUCUAAAAAAAAACGUUCACUGUAAUGUUCUAAUCUUGAUAUCUAUUGUUAACUGCUGUCUGACAGUGUCCCUGUUAUGAAUCCUGUCAUCUAUAGUUUCAGAAACAAAGAGAUAAAGGCUGCACUGAGAAAGCUCUGUUCUGGUAACGUCGGCUCUCAUGGUGAAUAACAGGGACACUGUUGAACUGUUGUGGGGUUAAACACUCAAUUAGAAUAUGUAGCUAUACAAAAUGCAGUCAUUUGUCAGGAGACUAGCAGAGUGUCUGAGCAGAUCGAAUUAAAUAUUUCUCUGUGGAGAGAGGUGAAAUCAGUAGGGAAUACAAGUUGGCACAACAAAGCAACACACAACAUACAGUUCAGGAUCAGGACAUACAGUUCAGAAUCAGAACAUACAGUUCAGAAUCAGGACAUACAGUUCAGAAUCAGAACAUACAGUUCAGAAUCAGAACAUACAGUUCAGAAUCAGAACAUACAGUUCAGAAUCAGAACAUACAGUUCAGAAUCAGGACAUACAGUUCAGAAUCAGAACAUACAGUUCAGAAUCAGGACAUACAGUUCAAUCCACUGUGAACAGAGAAAACAGAGAAUAAACCCUGGAUACGUAACAGCUAAUAGUUAAAGUGAUAAUCUUUGUUUCUCUUAACAAUAUCAAGUUGAAUUGUCCCUUUCAGUAUGUCAGACAUACACUGGAUCAUGUACUAUGAGAUUUUGUGAUGCUGCAAUUGAUUAUUUAAUAAUUUUUGAAAUGUCACAAACAGUCAGAAUGGAUUUUAAUGUUAAUAAAUUAACUCAAAAAGCUUAAACCAACUAUUAAUUUCUGUUUUAUCAUCCCUGUAUGGUAAUUUAAAGGUAUUGCAAUUCCCAUGUUCACUUUGAAAUGAAUGUAGAAACUACAAAUAAUUAUCUAACACACACGACCUGUAGAGAUGUAGGAUCUUAAUUUGAUCUACCCUUUGCAGGAGAACUGUAGGACAUUUAAAACUUGUAGUGUACGUGAGGUUUAAAGAGGCUUCUGAAGUUUGUAAUCUCCACUAUGACAUUUCAGACUUGGUUUUCCCUUACGAAAAAUGUAUCAACCCCUACAAAAAUGCCCAUUAAUUGUAAUCCACAUAAAAAAUCACAUUUCCUGUUGCUGCAGCAGGAUUAUUUUCCUGCAGUAGCAAACUUGCUCAAGUUAGGAUCGUACAUCUGUAUUUUUGGUUAUGUUCAAUAGUGUCACGAUCGUCGUAGGAGUGAGUAGACCAAGGCGCAGCGUGUGAACUAAACAUGACUUUAUUUAAAUAAAGUUCCUAAAUAUAAACAAAACACAAUUCGUGAAGUCCACGGUUAAACAUACCGUCACGGAACAAUAACCCACAAACACAAGGUGAAGACACACAGUUUAAAUAUGGCUCCCAAUCAGAGACAACGAGCCAACAGCUGACACUCGUUACCUCUGAUUGGGAGUCACUCCUUCAAACAAAGAAAUACAACCCAACAUAGAAAAUGAACACAUAGAAUGCACACACCCUGGCUCAACAUAAUGAGUCCCAGAGCCAGGGUGUGACAAAUAGGUGUAAAACAGAACAUUUUGAUAUACCAUUUCAGGUAAUACCUCCUUCAUUUCAACAUGUUUUCUCCUGUUCGUACCUAAUGAACACAGCCCAGGUCUGAAGUUAGAUGGCUUUCCACAUGAUGAGAAGGCUCAUGGAAAACACCAUGAUGAAAAAGAUCCACAUGAAGAAUUGGUCCAACACCUUCGCCACCUUCGUCCACUCCCCAGUCCUUUUCACUGUGGCCCUCGUAUCUCUGUAACAGUUAGCAAUGUACUCAAUAUUUCUGAUUAGCUGCUGCUGCUGACAGGUGCACUGGGUCUUACACACCUCCUCUCUCCCUCUACUCCCUCCUACUUCAUCGCUCACUCCCCCCUUCCGGCUCCCCACAGUCCAUGCUCAUGAACAUGCUGUUUCUCCAGGCGUUGUAGUGGUUGGUGGGUUUCCUCCCCAUGGAGCCAGUGGGGCUGGUCAACUAAUACUCUGUCUCCUCAAUUAUUUUGGGGGUAAUGCCAUCUUGACCUCUUUCCACCAGAAUCAAGUCCUCUCGUACUACUUGUCCAUUCAUGGUGUAGUUGUUGCUCCUCUGAGGUGUAGGUUGAGGUGGCGGGUCCUGUUUUCUCAGGCUGGAAAGACAUGCAGUUCUCCCCUAUUUCAUACAGAAAGCACACCCAGGCCAGGUACUGCAGGAUGAAGAUAUUGGCCCACUUGGGCACAGGCUUGGCGUCUGGGCCACAGUGGUGGAUGUUCAUGAUAAAGAUGGUCAGGGCCGUGGAGGCUGUUAUCAUGGUCAUGGUGGCUGUGUAG